This is a messenger RNA of Xenia sp. Carnegie-2017, 4920 nucleotides long. RefSeq lists its product as uncharacterized. The record is from RefSeq and is a predicted model, not a curated record. Gene Ontology annotation, molecular function: nucleic acid binding. The transcript has 4 exons. Gene Ontology annotation, biological process: DNA integration. NCBI's taxonomy places the organism in Eukaryota, Metazoa, Cnidaria, Anthozoa, Malacalcyonacea, Xeniidae. Bases 1 to 4920 code for a protein of 1639 amino acids.
AUGUCAGAGCUGACAAGAAAGCGACAGUCGAGGAGUGGGCACAAAUCGUACGCCACAAAAGUUGUAAACAAGGUUCGAGGUAUGGUAAACGACAAUGCGCCAUUAAGGAAAGUCGAACUGGAACAAAUGCGGCUUGUACUCGUACAGAAAUUGCAUACAAUUUCGAAGUUAGACGAUGAGAUUCAGAGCUUGUUGGAAAAGGAUGACGAUAUUGCAGCAGAUAUCGACAGCUCAUCGGAAUACGGCUGCGAAGUUCUGGGUGCGUUGGCCGAAAUUAACGAAGCGCUGAGCACGAUAGAGACGAACAAACGAAACGAGGAACUCGCCAACACAUCGACAAGUACAGUAUCCAGUGGGGCACGCUGUAGAGUGAAGCUGCCUAAACUAGAGGUGAAAAAGUUCUCGGGCAAGAUACAAGAUUGGCGUGAAUUCUGGGACUCUUUCGAAAGUUCCAUUCACAACAAUGACGGACUGUCUGAGGUCGACAAAUUCACCUAUCUGAGGGGACUGGUGGAGGAGCCGGCCAAGUCAGCAAUUUCGGGAUUUGCUCUGACUUCGAUUAACUAUGCAGAAGCACUGAAGGUGUUAGAACGGAGAUACGGGAGCAAAGUGAUGGUGCAAAGGGCACACGUAAAUGAUUUGAUGAACUUAAAACCCGUGUACAACGAGAGUGACACGACGAGGCUGCGCAAGUUCUUCGACGCGGUCGAAACAAAUUACCGAGGACUCGAGGCGCUCGGUGUGAAGGAGGAAACGUACUGCGAGAUAGUCGUGCCCAAUCUUCUAACAAAGAUACCGAACUCAUUAAAACUGACAAUUACCAGGGGAAGAGACUACUUAGAGUGGGGCAUGAAAGAUUUUGUCGACGCAUUACAAGCCGAAGUGGAGCUGCGGGAAUGCCACAAAUUAGCGGUCGGAGAGAAAGAAGAAGAUCAACGAAGAAGACGACGGGAACCGGGAACAGCUAGCGGGUUGUUUGCCAGCCGCAACAACCGAUUGUUUUGUGCUUUCUGCUGUGGAGAGCACAAGCAUGAAGAAUGUACCAAAGUAACGGGGCGGCAAGAACGGAUGCAACUUCUUCCAUCAUGUUCCAUAUGUGAUAAGAGUAAUAAUAACCAGAAGGAUGAAAGAAAUAGUCGGGAAGAAAGUGGACAGGUUAGUGUAGCUAAUGUCCACGUUAGUACUAGAAGUAGAGUGGCUCUUCAAACUGCGCAGGGAGUACUUAUAGGAAAGGGUAAUACAAGAGUGCGAGUGCUUUUCGACUCGGGAAGUCAGAAAUCCUUUGUGACGUGUGACGCGAAGAGGUGUGCCAAGCUUAACGUUGCUAGGCGAGAAUGGUUGGAAGUUAAUACAUUCGGUGGUGGAAGUAGCAAGGGUAGAAUGACAGAGGUUGUUCAGUGCGAGGUAUCGGCAGUUCGAGGAGGUCGUAAAAUACGCGUAGAGGCUUUAGUAGUUCCUCAUAUUUGCGCGAUCAAAAAUGAGCAUCUUGAGGUAGAUAAGAACAAGUAUUCGCAUUUGAAGGAUUUGUGGUUGUCAGACGUUAAUUUGAAGCAGGACACGUUAGAUGUUGAUGUUUUGAUAGGUGCGGAUAACCUUUGGGCAUUUCAACAAGGUGAGAUAAUUAGGGGCAAGGAUGACGAACCCGUUGCCAUCAAUACUUGUUUAGGUUGGGUAAUAAGCGGUCCACUGAAAGGGAGCUCGAACUUGAAAACCGCACGCGUUAAUUUAGUUUCACAGAUUGCAACACAAAACGCAGACAGCAUUAAUGGGGAUGUGAGUAAAUUGUGGGAUUUAGAAACGCUUGGAGUAAGAGAGACUAAUGACGUGCAUGAAGCAUUGCUUGACAAAAUAGAGUUCAAUGGGUCAAAAUAUGUAGUAAAAUUGCCAUGGAAACAGGGUCAUGAGCACUUACCGUCAAAUUAUUCAAAUAGUUUAGCACGCAUGAAAGGGCAGAUAAAGAGGUUGUCGAAUGAGCCAUCAUUGUUGAAAGAAUAUGAUAACAUUAUAAAGGAACAGCUAGAAACGGGUGUUAUAGAAAGGGUAGAUGAGUCUGAACCUGGGGUAAAUGUUCAUUACCUUCCCCAUCAAGCCGUAAUACGUAAAGAGGCGAAAACAACCAAAUUGAGAAUUGUUUAUGACGCAUCGUCAAAAGAGGGUAAGAGAGGGACUUCUUUAAAUGACUGUCUUCAUGUUGGACCACCAUUAACGCCGCUGUUGUUUGACAUAUUAAUUAGAUUUAGGGAGAACAGAGUGGCCUUGGUAGGAGACAUAGAAAAAGCCUUUUUGAACGUAGAAGUAGACGAAGCAGACAGGAACUAUUUGAGAUUUUUGUGGGUGAGAGAUGCGACUAAUGGUAAUUUAGAGGUUGUAGUGUAUAGGUUUUGUAGAGUAGUGUUUGGACUAAAUGCAUCGCCCUUCUUGCUUAACGCUACGCUUAGACAUCACAUUGCGCAAUUUGCAGAAACAGAUCAAGUGCUUGCUCAGAAAUUGAAUGAGGGGUUUUACGUGGAUGAUCUAGUUUCGGGGGGCAAGAGCGCACAGGAAACAAUCGAGUUGUAUGAGAAAGCGAAAUUUAGGAUGUCCCAAGGCGGGUUUAAGUUAAGAAAAUGGCUUACGAAUGAUGGAAACGUGCGAGCGCUUAUAGAGCAACGUGAAUGCGGAAACAAAGUGACGACGACUACAGAUUCAGACGACGAGACAUUCACACAGUGGAGUUUGGGGGCUCUAAAUAACAAGGACUGCGCAAAGGUUUUAGGUAUAGGCUGGGAUUGUGACAAUGAUCUGUUUACGUUUGAUUUACGAAAGUUUGUAGAAGACUUAGGUGAUAAGACGAAACUAACAAAGAGAAGCCUGCUAAGCGCAUUAGCAAAGAUAUUUGAUCCGUUGGGUUUAAUUAGUGCCGUUAUUAUUUUGAUGAAGAUUUUGUUUCAACAAUUGUGUGUUGAUAAGGUUGAUUGGGAUGACAAAAUAGAGGCUAAAUUGGUAGAGUCAGUAGGGAAAGCUUUAGAAGGGCAGGUAGGAAAAUUGAAGUCAAGAUAUUGGUUAGAUAGCAUCACUGCUUUGUAUUGGAUUCAGAAUAGAGGUGAAUGGAAGCAGUUUGUGAGACAUAGAGUGAAUGAGAUACUAUCAUUGACGAGUAAGGAAAGCUGGGGGCAUUGUCCAGGGGUAGAAAAUCCUGCAGACUUAGGUAGUCGCGGGGUGUUUGCGUCAAAUCUAGAGCAGGAAUGGCCUCAGUCUGUAGUGAGUAAGACCGAGGAGAGUGUUCAAGAAGAAAGAAAGGCGGCUGUGUUAGUAGUAGACGCUAGUGAGAAAUUUGGUAUAGACCAGAUUAUCUGUAUAGAUAGGUACAGUAGGGUGGAAAGAUUAUUUCGUGUAACGGCAUGGGUUGCACGGUUUGUCAGGAAUUUGAUUGCUAGGACCAAAGGGAAGCAUGAGGAUUUGACUUUCACGGAGUUAGGGAGUCAGGAGUUACAGAAAGCAGAAAGACUUUGGAUAAAGGCUUCACAGGACAGGUUAAAGAAGGAAGAUAAGUUUAAGCAGUUAGAGGUACAGCUCAACGUAGUAGAAAAGGAUGGGUUGUUAAAAUGUCAGGGUAGGCUAGCAGAGUCAGAUUUGGAAGAGGAAACAAAAUUUCCUACUUUACUACCAAAAGAAGGUCGAUUGACAGAAUUAAUAGUUGAGCACAGCCACAGGAAGGUACAUCAUAGUGGGGUAAGGGCUACUUUAGCUGAGAUAAGGUCUAGAUUUUGGAUUCCCCAAGGAAGACAAAGGGUAAAAUCGAUUCUCAACAAAUGUAUCGUGUGCAAGAAAUUAGAGGGUAAAUCAUACAAUAGACCUAGCGAAGCAAACCUUCCAGCAUUUAGAGUAGAGCAAUCAGAACCAUUUUCGAAAACAGGGGUAGAUUUUGCAGGACCAUUAUAUGUGAAGAAUGCACCGGGGGGCACAGAUAAGGUUUAUAUCGCAUUAUUUUCAUGUUGUGUAACUAGGGCCUUACAUUUAGACUUAGUUAAAGAUUUGUCUGCGGAUGAAUUUGUGAGAUGCCUAAGACGAUUUGCAGCUAGAAGGGGGACCCCAUCAUUAAUGGUGUCAGACAAUGCAAAAACGUUCAAAGCAACAGUCAAGACUUUAGAAAACCUCUAUAAAAAUGAAAGAAUGCAAGGGUAUUUGGGAAACAAUAGGAUAGAGUGGAAAUUCAAUCUAGAAAGAGCUCCCUGGUGGGGUGGAUUUUUUGAAAGGAUGGUUAGGUCAGUGAAGAGGUGCUUGAAGAAGGUACUAGGGAAUGCGAGGUUGACAUUUGACGAAUUAUUGACAAUACUGGUAGAAGUCGAAGCAACAUUAAAUUCUAGGCCAUUGACUUACACGUACGACGAGGUGGGUAGUGAACCACUAACUCCGUCGCAUUUGGUGACGGGAAGAAGGUUGUUGUCCAUGCCAGACGAAGUGUCUGGUGAAGAGGAGUCUGAUGAGGGUUACUGUAAAAAACGGUAUCAGUAUUUGAGUAAGAAAAAAAUGCAUUUCUGGAAUAGGUGGCGAAAGGAGUAUUUAGUUGAUUUAAGAGAGUUUCAUAGGAAGGACAAAGACAAUACUAAUAGGGUAGUGCAAAGGGGAGAUGUCGUGACUGUUUAUGAGGAUAAUGUGAAAAGGGGAAAUUGGAAAACAGGUGUAAUAGAGGAGUUGUUUCUAGGGAAAGAUGGUGUGGUUAGAGGCGCUAAGGUUCGGUUAGUUAGGAACGGUAAAGUCGUUCACCUUAAUCGUCCCGUCCAAAAACUCUUUCCUACCGAGUUGAAGCACGACGAAGGCGAGUGUGAGCGAGAAGAGAGAGAGAAAGGACUGAAAGGAAGGAAGGUAGAAAAUACGGGCAGACCCAAAAGAGCUGCUGCUCUUGAUUCUGUCUGGAAGACACAGAAUAUGCUUGAUUAG